AGCCGCAAAAUUUCGAGGCGCUUUCUCUCCACGUUCGACAAACCAAACAGAACAGAUCCUCUUUCCAUCCCAGCUUCUCUCCUCGUCAACAACGUUGUUAAGAAAUCAAAAUCCCCUGUUUUUCAAGCUCAAAUAAAACUAAAAGAAAAGGAAUAUGAACUUCUUCAGCAAAAAACCAAGCCCUAAAGAGGCUCUUCGAGAUAGCAAGAGAGAAAUGCAACAUGCUACUAGAGGUAUAGAGAGGGAAAUCGGAGCAUUGCAGCUAGAAGAAAAGAAGCUUGUUGCGGAGAUAAAACGGACAGCUAAGACUGGAAAUGAUGCAGCAACUAAAAUUUUAGCCCGGCAGCUAAUCAGGCUUAGGCAGCAAAUAGCUAACUUACAAGGCAGUCGAGCUCAAAUGAGAGGCAUAGCGACUCAUACUCAGGCAAUGCAUGCUCAGUCUUCAGUUGCUGUUGGUUUAAAAGGUGCCAGUAAGGCAAUGGAAGCUAUGAAUAAGCAAAUGGCGCCUGCAAAGCAAAUGAAGGUUAUAAGAGAGUUUCAGAAGCAGUCAGCACAAAUGGAUAUGACUACUGAAAUGAUGUCGGAUGCCAUAGACGAUGCCUUGGAUAACGAUGAGGCUGAAGAGGAGACUGAAGAGCUGACGAAUCAGGUGCUGGAUGAAAUUGGUGUUGAUGUUGCCUCACAGUUGUCAGCGGCACCAAAGGGUAAAAUCACAGGGAAGAAUAGAGAGGAUGCCAGCAGUUCUGGCAUUGACGAGCUAGAGAAACGUUUGGCAGCCAUGAGAAACCCUUUAGAUGACCAUCCUGCAUUUUGAAGGCUUCCCUCGUAAUUUGAUUCUUCACGGGGCUGUAUUCUGUAGGCAUUUUUUUUUCUUUUCCAAACCCAUGUUUCCCCUCAAUGUUACUCAUUUGCUUGCAGGUUCUGAUAAUUUGAGACACCUUGUUGAACUGGAUUAAUAUCUUAUGCACAAUGUUAUCUUAACAUUCCAUAAUUUGAUUUCUUCCUGGGGCUGUA
This is a messenger RNA of Populus euphratica (Euphrates poplar), 1014 nucleotides long. RefSeq names its product vacuolar protein sorting-associated protein 2 homolog 3-like. The record is from RefSeq and is a predicted model, not a curated record. Gene Ontology annotation, biological process: vacuolar transport. The coding region runs from base 155 to 814 and encodes 219 amino acids. NCBI's taxonomy places the organism in Eukaryota, Viridiplantae, Streptophyta, Magnoliopsida, Malpighiales, Salicaceae. The transcript is spliced from 11 exons.